Molecule: messenger RNA, 2283 nt
Organism: Tympanuchus pallidicinctus (lesser prairie-chicken)
Lineage: Eukaryota; Metazoa; Chordata; Aves; Galliformes; Phasianidae
Gene: ST8SIA3
Product: ST8 alpha-N-acetyl-neuraminide alpha-2,8-sialyltransferase 3
Exons: 4
Coding region: 62-1204 (380 amino acids)
Biological process (GO): N-glycan processing; oligosaccharide metabolic process
Molecular function (GO): alpha-N-acetylneuraminate alpha-2,8-sialyltransferase activity
Source: RefSeq, a predicted model, not a curated record
CCCGCAUGCAGCCCCGCGGCAGCUCCGCCGCACACGCCCAGCCGCGGGGCCGCCUCCCGGCAUGAGGAGCUGCAAGAUGGUGCGGGUGGCCAGCGUGCUGGGGCUGGUGAUGCUCAGCAUCGCUCUGCUCAUCCUCUCUCUCAUCAGCUACGUCUCGCUCAAGAAGGACAACAUCUUCGGCGCGCCCCGCGCCGCCGGCCCGGGGGGGCCCCGCAUGUACAUGUUCCACGCGGGAUUCAGGUCCCAGUUCGCGCUGAAGUUCCUUGAUCCCUCGUUCGUCCCCAUUACAAAUUCGCUGGGCCAGGAGCUGCAGGAGAAGCCGUCCAAGUGGGUAUUUAACCGGACAGCGUUCGCACAGCAGAGACAAGAAAUCCUUCAGCAUGUCGAUGUCAUAAAAAAUUUUUCUUUGACCAAGAAUAGUGUUCGGAUUGGACAGCUGAUGCAUUAUGAUUAUUCCAGCCAUAAGUAUGUUUUUUCCAUAAGCAAUAACUUCAGAUCACUGCUUCCAGAUGUGUCACCGAUCUUAAAUAAACAUUACAACGUUUGUGCCGUGGUUGGAAACAGUGGAAUCCUGACUGGGAGUCAGUGUGGGCAAGAAAUAGAUAAGUCUGAUUUCGUUUUUCGCUGCAAUUUUGCUCCAACUGAGGCAUUCCAAAAAGAUGUUGGAAGGAAAACCAAUCUCACAACCUUCAACCCCAGCAUACUGGAGAAGUAUUACAACAAUCUCUUGACCAUUCAGGAUCGCAACAACUUCUUUCUGAGCUUAAAAAAGCUUGAUGGGGCGAUUCUUUGGAUCCCUGCUUUCUUCUUCCACACGUCAGCAACGGUCACUAGAACACUGGUUGACUUCUUUGUUGAGCAUCGAGGCCAACUAAAGGUCCAGUUGGCUUGGCCAGGAAAUAUAAUGCAGCAUGUUAACAGAUACUGGAAAAACAAACACUUGUCACCCAAACGGCUGAGCACAGGUAUUCUCAUGUAUACCCUUGCUUCUGCCAUAUGUGAAGAGAUUCACUUGUAUGGAUUCUGGCCCUUCGGGUUUGAUCCCAACACAAGGGAGGACCUCCCGUACCACUACUACGACAAGAAAGGAACCAAGUUCACCACCAAGUGGCAAGAGUCCCACCAGCUGCCUGCAGAGUUCCAGCUGCUCUACAGGAUGCACGGUGAAGGACUGGCCAAACUGACCUUGUCGCAUUGUGCCUAAACACCUAAAUCUUGAAGUGCCAAAUGAUUGUCUAAAAAAGUGCCCAAAUCUGAGUUAAAUGCUCUUCAGAUACAAUUCUAAAAAAAAAAAAAAAAAAAAAAAAAAAAAAAAAAAAUCCACCCUAAAAUAUUUUCCAUAAUAUGCAGAUGCUUUUCAAUCACCCUUGCCAUUGUUCAUCAAAGGGUCUCAGCACAUUUAGCAACGCAGAAACUGCAGAAGCACUUAUCAAAUUCUGUGGAUGCUAUUCAAGCAGCAGCACCAGUGAAGCUGAAGUAUUUUGCUUUUAUAUAUAUGCUAUGAAAUAUGUUUUAAAAUCUUUUCAUAUUUCAGCAUCCCACUACAUGCCUGUAAACAUCUUAUUUCGGUUGUUCCUUUCAGAUUAGGAUUAGGAACUCUGCUUUCAUAAGGCAUUACUUUUCUCGUACAUGUUGCUGUGAGUUGCUCAGCACACAUGGAUUUGCCGUGGCCAAUUGGUAGAGCCACCCCGAGCCCCAGCUCUUUGUCAUUUACAAGUUCCUCAGUGUGGAACUCCAUUUCCACUGCUUGCAUAUUUUCGUACUUACUGAAUUUAACGUUUUUUUAAGAACAACAAUGGAGAAGGUCAAAAUAUGGCUUGUACUUGGUUCCCCAGCCCCCUGUGUGUGUCAGUGCUGUAUGCUGCAGGGGGGGUGGGGGAUGGGGUGAGUGAUUCCCAUCCCAGUUAACUGUACAGGAAAAUGUCCCCCCACCAGCCCGAGGGGGAGAUGGAGUGAGGUCAGGGCAGCCCAGUUUCUGAGAAAUGGCCUCGAGAGGGAAGUAAGCACAGUGGGUAUGUGGAGAGCAGGAGAUAUGAUUUUCAGGGUCCCAGUUUACAUCACCGAGUUCAUGGUCAGACAGCUGAAUAGGUGGUCUCGUGUUCUGGUCAGGAACAGAUGUUUGAGGAGAUGGAGCUUUCUAGAUACCUUUGAAGGUCAGGCUGGUUGCAAAAAGGACAAAUCAUAGGGUUUCUUGUAUUUGAGAAUCUUGGCCAUGUUGUCUCAGGAUAAAGGAGUCUGUAAAGCAACUGUUUUUUCUUAUUAAAAAGAGUAUGCUUCAAAGUA